Messenger RNA from Ananas comosus (pineapple), 4160 nucleotides. RefSeq names its product disease resistance protein RGA2-like. Lineage: Eukaryota; Viridiplantae; Streptophyta; Magnoliopsida; Poales; Bromeliaceae. Bases 63 to 3686 code for a protein of 1207 amino acids. Gene Ontology annotation, molecular function: protein binding; ADP binding. The transcript has 3 exons. The record is from RefSeq and is a predicted model, not a curated record. Gene Ontology annotation, biological process: defense response to other organism.
UCCUGAUUCUCAUUUGCCUGAGUAGUGGUGAAGUAGUAGGAGUUAGAGCUAUUCGGAGGAUUAUGGCUUUACCUUUCAUAGCCGAAUCGGCGGCGUCGGCAAUCAUUGAGAAUCUCGUUAGCACUUGCUCAUCCUACCUCGAGGCAUGCCCGGCAACCUGCGGCAUGCAAGACGAGCUCGAACGGCUGCAGCACGCCCUUCCGCAGGUCCAGGCAGUCUUGACUGCGGUCGUGGGGGGUGCACCGGUCAUGGUGCAGAACAAGGCGCUGGAAACGUGGCUGUGGCAGCUCAGAGACGCCGUGGAGAAUGCGGAGGACGUGCUCGACGAGCUGGAGUACUACGAGUUACAAAAGACUAUACAAGAUCGAGAUGACAAGGUGCGUGGUAUUCUAUCUAACUGCAAGAGAAAGUUUGAUAGUUUCGUUAAUCGUAUAUUUAGCGAUGACACACUGAAGCGGUUGAGGGAGGCCGUCAAGGGGUUGGAUCGGGUCAUUGCUGGUAUGGGGCCACUCCUUCAUCUUGUUACUGGGUUAUAUGGCCCUCGCGUUAAGUGUCAGAAACUCGAGGAAAUUAAGAAUGCUCGCGAGACUAGCUCCUUGCUAACCGAAAGUGAGGUGCUCGGACGAGACGAGGAGAGGGACCUGAUAGUUGAAUGGCUGAUCGAACCGGGAGAUGCCGAUGUCAAUGUCUCCACUUUUACAAUUGUUGGUAUGGGCGGGAUCGGGAAGACCACUCUUGCUCAAUUGGUCUAUCGCAACGAAAGAGUGCAAGAGUACUUCGACCCGAUUGUGUGGGUUUGCAUUUCUCAGGAGUUCAAUGUAACUGUGAUAACAAAAAAGAUUUUAGAAUGUGUAAGUAGGGAGCAUUUUGGCGACAACAGUCUACAUGCACUCCAUGAGAAUCUUAAACAAAAACUAACGUCGAAGAGGUUUUUGCUCAUACUGGAUGAUGUUUGGAACGAUGAUAAAAUGAUGGCGUGGGAGAAAUUGGUUGCUCCUUUGAAAUUCGGACAGAGAGGAAGCAAGAUUCUGUUGACAACUCGGAUGCGUUCGGUUGCAGAUAUGGCGGCAAAAGUGAUGAAAUGCAAACAGGAAUCAUUAAAUCUAAAUAAGUUGGAGGAGAGCGACUAUAUGUUGCUUUUCAAUAAGCAUGCAUUCCUCGGUGUGAAUCCUGAUGAUUAUAAAAACUUGCAACUGAUUGGCGAACAGAUAGCGAAGAAACUUGGAGGAUGCCCAGUGGCCAUAAAGGUCAUGGGAGGAAUGCUGAACUCCUGCAUGGACUAUGAAUAUUGGAAGAAAAUCCUGGAAAAAGACAAUGUGAAAUUACAACAAGGAAACGACGACAUCAUGAAAGUUUUAAGAUUAAGCUACGAUCACUUAUCCACAAACUUACAACUCUGCUUUAGAUAUUGUAGUUUAUUUCCGCAGGAUCAUAUGUUUAAGAGAAAAAAGUUGGUCAAUAUGUGGAUUGGUUCGGGUCUGAUUCCACAAUCUAUUUGUGGCAGGGAAAGGCCAGAGGAUAUCGGAAAGGAGUAUUUAAAUCUUUUGACAAGAAAAUCAUUCUUUACCUGUAAAACCCAUGAUAAUAGGGUGGAAAUUACUAAAAAGUAUUUUAUGCACGAUCUGCUGCAUGACCUAGCACGAUCUGUUUCUCUAGGAGAAUGCAUCAAAAUAGGAGGUGAUGUUGCAGAAAAUAUUAUUCCAAAAACAGUUCGACACUUAUCUGUCGAAAUGCUUAAUCUUCUUUCUAUUAGAGAGAUCUCCAAUCUUAAGAAUGUGCACACUCUAGUCAUUUCUGUUAAAGAGGACAAUAGGCAUAAUGCAGAUCAUGCACUUGAAUUUAUCGAGGUUAUAAAAGGGUUUAGAAAGUUACGCUUAUUGAUCUUAGAUGUGAAUUUUCACUCUUAUAAACUGCCCAAUGCACUUAGUAGCUUGAUACACCUCCGCUACCUAUCUCUUUCACUACAGAAAGUUGUGAAUGAAAGCAUUGAAUAUGAUGCCUUGACCAACUUGGUCAAUUUGCGUUCAUUAGAUGUUUCCGAUGAUGUGAUAGAAAAUAUUCCUUAUAUUAGCAAAUUACCCUUCAUCCACAUAUUAAAAAAUUUUAUCGUUCAAGAGAAGAGUGGUUACAAAAUUGGUGAACUAAAGAACCUCAGGGACCUUCGUCACCUGUGUAUUAGGAAACUUGAAAAUGUGAAGAGUUCUGAAGAAGCCAUCGAGGCCAAUUUAAACGAGAAAAAAUAUCUCAAAUCAUUGGGAUUGCGAUGGUCUGAAGGCCACUCCAAUAGUGCAGAAGCGGAUGAGCAGCUCCUCGAUAACCUCUGUCCACAUAUCAAUCUCAAGAAGAUGCGCAUUCAACAAUACCAAGGUGCUAAAUCUCCAUGUUGGAUGACAAAUCUGUCUCUUGUCAAUUUGACAACCAUCGAGCUAAUUGAUUGUAAAAGAUGGGAGCACCUCCCGCCUCUUUGGCAGUUUUCUUCGCUCCAGCAUCUUUUCUUGCAGGGACUGCAUGCAAUAAAGCAAAUAGAUUGGUCAUUCUUUGGAAGCAACAAUGGAUGUGCCUUUCCAUCGUUGAAGAAGUUACUUUUAUGGGAUAUGCCUAACUUGGAGGAGUGGAUUGGAAUUGAUGACAGGUGCAUGUUUCCUCAACUUCAGUCUAUGUCUAUUUCUGAUUGCCCUAAUUUGAGAGGAAUUCCUACUCUGCAUUAUGGUCUAAGAGAUUUGCAUAUUUAUAAUGUCGGAUUGACCGCUUUACCAACAAUAAAUCAAGAUUACGCAAACAACAAUCAAGAACAUUUUCAGGCUCUUGAAAACUUAAUCAUCAGACACUGUAAGAAGAUCGAAUAUGUUCCAUCGGAGCUUUUUGGAAAAUUCAAAGCCAUAAAAACCUUGCACAUAGAAAAUUGCCCGAAGUUGACAAAACGUAGGAUCUCAGACAUCGAACUGCCCUCUGUACUCGGUCAUCUCACUACUUGGUCAUUUGGCGACCUCGAGGUGCCACUGCUGUGGUCAGCGGAUUUAACCUCUCUUAUAUGGUUGGAAUUACUCGAUUGUGCAAGGAUAGCAUCCCUUCCCCCGGCACAAGUGUGUGCACGGUGGACGAUGCUUUCCCGCUUAGACAUAAAGAACUGCAAAGAACUGUCAUCAUUUGGUGGAAUACAAGCUCUCGUAUCCCUCCGUUCUUUAGAUAUUGAAGGGUGUGACAAGCUAAUUGAAGUUGCCCUUCUGCUGCAGCCUCCGUUCCCAAAUGAUGUCGGCCAAAAAAAGAAUACAGUACUGGACUGCUUUUUGAAGAAUGGUAGACUAUCAAUUGACCACCACGCGCUUCUGCUCAUGGAGCCAUUGAGAAGUCUCUCCUCCGUCUGCUCGUUGACUCUCUCUGAUGCUUCACGACUCGCCUCCUUACCUGAGGAAUGGCUACUACAAAAUCACGCUGCCCUCGAACGAUUUUGCAUAUGGAAUGCACGCUCCCUUCAGUCCCUACCCCGCAGCAUGACAAAACUGUGCUCCCUCGUCAUUUUGGGUGUGGAAGAUGCUAAUCUCAUCCAGUCACUUCCAGAUCUACCUACUUCACUGCGUUGUCUAGUCAUCAACAGCUGUCACCCUGUGUUGAAGGAGCGAUGCCAAGAGAAUAUAGGCCUUGAUUGGCCCAAGAUUGCCAACAUCCGUUUUGUGAGGAUUACAUAGCAUUAUUUGCAGAUCGUGAUGAUGAUGCAUAUUAAUUGUUGUAUCCACUUUCCGGGGCAAAUUUGACAGACACUCCGUCGAUAACACUUAUACCGACAUUUCACCGUAAAAUGAAAAUGAGGCCUACACUGCAGCAGGCAUCAACUUGCAACCACGUCUUUCAGCUGCUUGCUUUUUCUUUCUUUACGAUUUGCCAAAACAGAAAAAAAAUUAAUUUCCUAAUGCAUUGACGACAGAAAAGCACACUCAAAACUCAAACAGACCGACGACUGUUGCUGAUGUUCAGUUCAGUCUUCAAUCUCUGUAAGGUUGGUUUUGAUUCAAAUUUUCUGUCUACGCUCCUUUGUGCAGUUCCUUAUUUUUCGAACUGUUGUUUUCAGAGACAUAAUUUUUUUUUUUUUUUUGAGGUAAAAUUCUAAUGAGACCACUGCAACUAUACGCCAUUGCGAAAUAGGCCCCUCAACUUGGCAAUUA